Messenger RNA from Aspergillus ochraceoroseus IBT 24754, 645 nucleotides. RefSeq lists its product as uncharacterized. Gene Ontology annotation, cellular component: cytoplasm; nucleus. The record is from RefSeq and is a predicted model, not a curated record. Bases 1 to 645 code for a protein of 214 amino acids. NCBI's taxonomy places the organism in Eukaryota, Fungi, Ascomycota, Eurotiomycetes, Eurotiales, Aspergillaceae. The transcript is spliced from 3 exons.
AUGGUAUUCGGUACCCUCUAUACCCAUAGCCCAAAUCCUCGGUCCGCCACAAUCCUUGCCUUGGCCAAAGCUAAUGGUCUUGAGCUGGAUAUUGUAUAUGCGGAGAAGAAAAACAACGACGGAUAUGAGCAGCUGUGCCGAUACAACUCCUUAGGGCAGGUGCCCACCUUCGUGAGAGCCGAUGGCUACAUUCUUUCUGAAUGCAUUCCCCUCACUCUCUACUGUACAUUGCCAUAUUCCCCUACCCGUGACUACUACGAUAUUCUGAAAUGGAUGUCCUUUGCCAACUCCGACCUCUUCUUAGCGGUUGGAGGCGUUUUUCUUCCUCUCAUUGGCCAGCGCCAGAUCAUUCGACAAGAUGCCGAUGACUCUCUCCGCUUCAUGCUUCAUCGCUGCCAACACUUGGAGCACCGUCUGCAGAGUUGGCAGUAUCUGGUGGGGGAACGGAUUACGGUAGCGGAUUUUUUCACAGCAAGCAUGCUUAUGGGGGCAUACGCAGCUUUCCGAGGCGAGAUGGAGGAGAGAUUUCCAGCUGUGACCCGGUGGUAUGACGAAGUCUUUAGUGUGCCUUGGUUUAAGGAAGCUGUUGAUGGACUUCCGAAUCUAGGGUUGUCGUUACCAGACGUAGAAGCAAAUGGAGAGUAG